UGAACAUCCUUCAAGUUGUCUAUAUGCGAGUAGAGCUUGAGGAUUUCUAUCCUUAUGGACCUGACAAUGGAGAUCUUCAGGCACCGAUCAAUGAUGAUGGUAGUACUGGUCGUAUAAAUAUUGGAUUUUCGUUUCCUUUUUUCGACGACGAUCACGAUUCCUUGUUUGUAAACACGAAUGGUGUGAUUUCUUUUCUUCGCGAGGUGUCGCAGUACACACCUGAUCCUUUUCCACUCUCAAAUAACCGUCGUCUGGUCGCGCCAUUCUGGGCAGACGUGGAUACAAGAAAAGGCGGCGUUGUUUACUACAGAGAAACUCAAGACUUUUCUAUUCGCACACGAAUCUCUGAGGAAAUAAGGAAUUUUUUCGUCCGCCAAAGAGGUUUUUUAGCAAAAUGGGCUCUGAUAGUGACUUGGUUGAACGUUGCUCGCUUCGGAGGACCAUCCUCCCCGAAUAACACAUUUCAGACUAUAUUGGCAACAGACGGUGUCAGCUCGUUUUCAAUAUUUCUCUAUAAUAAAAUCACAUGGACUUUUGGUUCUGCAAGCGACAAUACAGCAGCCCAGGCUGGUUUCAAUGCAGGUGACGGUAUUCGAUAUUUUAAUAUCCCAAAUUCUCGCACUCCCGCCAUUAUCAACAUUGCCUCGACAUCAAAUUGUCAAGUGCCAGGGAAAUGGAUCUUCAAGAUCGACGGGGAUGAAGUUGUGGAUAAUGGUUGCACAUCAGAUGGCGAUUUGGAACUUUCGCCCAGAUCAGGGAUUGAAUUGGGAGGUACUAAAGUGUUUAUUGGAGGUCCAUGUUAUAAUCCUGGUGAUGAGAUUGUGUGUCGAUUUAACAAGACUAUUAACACAACUGGUGUGAUUGUCAGCUCUAAACUUGCGUACUGCAUCACUCCUCCAUUAUAUAAAAUGUAUGGUCGUAUGCCAAUGGAUGUUUCACUAGAUGGUGGCAUAACGUUCAAUCAUACUGGUAUAUUUAGAUCAAUUCCCUUGGCUAGAAAUCCUCCGGACAUAAAAGGACUGGAAGUUGAAAAUUGGGCAAACUCCACGAAAACUAUCUUGACAUGGAACCCGAGUGCAGUCAACUCUACGUACGUUGACAUCGAAAUAUCUGCAUUUGACGCUUUCAAAUUUUUGCUUCAUGAUGUUAGUUUGGCUAGCUUUAAAGAAGUUCUUAAUUCUGGCAGUUACCAUCUUGAUUUCAGCGCACAUGUCUUCUCGACGAGAAGGCGGCGAAGAAGUGUGAAUACAGCCUCACCAAUUGCAAUUGUUAAAAUAACCCCAUCGGCACCCAGAGUCAAACGAUUUGGCGUCACUCCUAAAAACGCGAUAUUCAGCAGUGUUUUUCUAAUUACAUGGCAGAUAUUUAAUGAUAUCGAAUGUUGGCAUUGGUCAGAAUUUGAAAAUAGUACAGAAAUCGCAAAACUGCAAGAGGAGCUGAUUCCAUGUCCAACCAGUUUUCGACAAAUGUUGGCUGAUUCUGGUCAGUUUAUCCGAGAUUCUGGGAUUAAACGAAUGCUAAGCGCAUAUAUCUAUCAUCGCGGUAGUUCAACAUGUUUUCGCUCCAGAAACCCAAGUCCAUCAGGUGCCGGUCAACAAUGUUGUUAUAAUAGUGCAGGUUCAUUGGUCGUGGGAUCGCCAGGCGGUGGUUCUUUCGAUAAGAAAUCACCGGAUGAGGAUUUCUGGGGGCAUAUGGGACUCGAUGUCCUUCCUUGGUUUGCUUGCUGUGGAUUCAGUGAAAACUGCAAAAAAUAUUUUGAGAAACGACCAUCUGAUGAUGGAAAGCGAUAUGUUCCUCCGCCAAUUGCGGAUACAAGAGGGGAUCCACACUUAUCCACGUUUGAUGGCACAUUCUACACAUUCAAUGGUUACGGUGAAUAUAUUCUUCUACAUGUGAACAAUGGCACUGAUUUUGAGUUUCAAGGAAGAAUGAAUCCCAUCACUGACAAUCAAGGAAGCACGACAAAGGCAACAGCGCUUACAGCAUUAGUUGCCAAAGCAGCUGAAAGUGAUACGGUACAGAUCGAGUAUAACAAGCGGAGAAAGAUAGAUGUUCUUGUCAACGGUGAUCGAGCAGAAUUUGACGAAGAAUCAAGAUUAGAUUAUACAGGAGUAUUUGUUGUUAAACAGAACCAAUCAAAGAUAGGCGUCUACUUCGCUUCAGGGGAAUCUCUCCAUAUCACAGUUGUUGAAGAGUUUUUAACCUACCAAAUAUCAAUUCCAGUCAGAUACAAAGGAAAAACAGCUGGUCUUCUGGGAUUUUGGGAUGACAGCAAGGAUCAAGAAUUCUUGUUGCCCAACGGAAUUUUCAUUCCUACGAACUCAACCUCGCAAACCAUUCACAAUGAAUUUGGUCAGAAAUGGAUUGCUACCCAAGAAAACACUCUGUUCACUUACCAUUCUGGGAAGAGUUAUUCCAGUUUUGUCAACCUCGGCUUCACUCCUGUCUUUUUGGAUGACACGUCGUCGCUGUUCUCCAAUUCCACAUUCGAAGCGGAAGCCAGGAACCUUUGUGGCGGAAAUAAAGAAUGUAUCUUUGAUGUUGCAGUGACUGGAAAGACAAGUGUUGGUGAAGCUACUUUAGAAUAUUUUAAUGAACUAAUGCAAAGAACAAAUAACUCACGAAUCGUUGCUAUUCCUAUCUUCUUCGGUUGUGAUGGUGUUGAGAAUAGUAUGAAACAAACAGAUUCUUGUGGUGUUUGUGAUGGUGAUAACUCAACCUGUACAGACUGUGAUGGGAAUAUCAGACCGGGUUUUGUUAACAACGGAACGUGUGCCGGCUUUCACGAUGGUUGGAGUGAGUGGAGUGCUUGCUUCAAGAGCGGUGACGGGAAAAUAAGAACACGAAACCAAACCUGCUCUGUCAAAGGACGUUGUGGUCAUUUGGCUGAAAAUAUACAACGCCAAACGUGCAAUGAUGAGAAUGAUGCAGGCUUUUAUGAUGGUUGGAGUGAGUGGAGUGCUUGCUUCAAGAACGGUGACGGGAAAAUAAGAACCCGAAACCAAACCUGCUCUGUAAAGGGACGUUGUGGUCAUUUGGCUGAAAAUAUACAACGCGAAAACUGCGAUGAGGAAGAUGAUGCUGAAAGCAGAUCUUCGGUGUUUUAUUUUCUUGCUAUUGGAGUGCCUAUGCUUGUUCUCUUUCUCAUGGUAUCGGCCGUGGGGUUGUUUUACUGGUCGUUCAAGAAGAGGCAAGAAACAGCUGGCAAACCUGGUGGUGAAAUCGAUGCUAACACGUAUAUGAUGAGCUAGAUGAGGUUAGCCUUGCAGUGAAAUACAGGAUUGAAGCAUUAAAGUUCUUCUAUUCGAGUUUAAUAGACGUAAUCAAAAUAUAUCCAAACAAUACUUAGAUAAAGUUUCUAAAACAUCCUGUUCCGUGCCAUUAGUUUCCUUUCGACCUUUCGGUCCUUUCCGGUAACACAACACAACUAAGAACCACCUUAAAUGAAAUUGACAAUCACAACACGUCACAGUCUUACACAACCUGAGCUAGGACAGGCUCAUUUGAGUUUUGUACAAAGAUGCAAAACAAUCUCUUCAACAAAUGCAUUAAAACGUUUCUCAUUUCUCUUUUAAUCGUAAGAUGCAUGUUGAAAUAAUCGUCAAGCCGAAUACGAGCCUAAUUAACACUAUACCGGCUAAUUGGAUUGUACACCGAUUUAUCGUUUAAAAUAAAAAAAAAUUGAGGAAGGGAUUUUUGCUUCAUCGAACAUAGCUAAGGGCGGAUUCCACUUGCAGAGAAAUAGGUCGCCAGCGAAAUAUUUGCAUAUUUUCUUUAGAAU
This is a messenger RNA of Dendronephthya gigantea, 3781 nucleotides long. Its product is annotated as sushi domain-containing protein 2-like. The transcript has 17 exons. Lineage: Eukaryota; Metazoa; Cnidaria; Anthozoa; Malacalcyonacea; Nephtheidae. Gene Ontology annotation, biological process: cell-matrix adhesion. The coding region runs from base 24 to 3251 and encodes 1075 amino acids. The record is from RefSeq and is a predicted model, not a curated record.